GCACGCACACACACACACACACACACACACACACACACACACACACACACACACACACACACACACACACACACACACACACACACACACACACACACACACACACACACACAAAGGCUUAGCCGUCCCCAUUAAACAUUAAGAUAAUCUGUUUUUAAACGGCUCAAUCGAGCGCCAUGACUCCGGACGACGAGGGAAAGCAAUUCUUGCUGGUCUUUUAGUCCCAGGGAGAUGUCCUUUGUCUCCCUGAUAAGCCUCUUCACAUCAUCGAGAGGCUUCACCACCAGUCCGUUCAGCUGAUGCUCCUCUCUCUGGUCGCUCUCUUGACUCUGCUUGAACUUGACCUCCAGCUCCAGCAGAGACGCGUCCACGCUGGUGAAGGCUUCAAAGAUCUGAGACAACUCCCGCCGCAGAUACUUCCCGUAGCCCUCGUCGCCGUCCAGGUCGUACGAUAUAGUCCUCACGAUGCCAUCAAGCAGUCUGGCCGUGUCCUCCACCUGAUGCCUGGCGAUGAUGAAGUCGUCCCGGAUCACCGAGUCGCUGUCCUCGUUCGCGUCACAUCUACGCGCGUCCGAGAAUCGGAACAACAUUUGACAUUUCUCGGGGUCGUCGUAUUCUUCAAAAUCACCGUCCGGAACAAAGAAGUGAUGGAAAGUCCCGUUGGAAAGCUCGGGCUGCAGGGGCCCGCUGUAGACAGCGGUGUGCAACGGCAAGCACAUCACCAUGAGAACCAGUGGUCCUACAGAACCUGAGCCCAUCAGUUCCUCGUUGCGUCCUCCCAUUCUGUCUGCUGCGAGCCACUCCGCUCUCUGCACGAACUUCUGCAGUAGCAGCAGCAGCAGUGAAAACGCACACACGUUUCAUUUGGACUCAGGUUACACUCGAGCCGUUUCCUCUCAGGCACAGCUUGCCUCUGGCAGAGCCUCCACCAACCACAUUCAGCCAUGCAAAUGUACAAGUUACCAUGUCCUAUAUUGGCUUCCAUCAAUAAUACCUUUCAUCGUAUUGCCUAUAUAUGUAUACAUGAUAUCUACUUUUCUAACGUCAUAACGUCUGGUAUUACAGUAAGGGAGAAUUUUGUUGUGCAGACAGUGGUCAGGAAUGUCAUGAUGUUUAUAAUGACACAUAAGCAGGCUGUGGCCUUCAUCAUCAUUCCCACCGGAGGACCUCUAGUUAAUACCGGACCUGCCAAGUUAAUGUUUAACAUUUAUCUCUCAUUUAAAAUCCUCUCAACAAGUCUAUUAUCUGCCAAUGCAAAGUGCAUUCCCUCAAUCAUCAACCUGCCGGGGGGACAGAUGCACCGUUUACAUUUCUUGAAAAAAUAGCGAUAACCUUCCCAAGCAGAGGCUGUAAAGACAGGAAAAAGCAGGAAAGCCGCCCAGCAGUUCCUCCACCAUGACGGUCUCAGAGAGCCCCGUGGGGACCUUCGUGACCUGGGACUACGUGGUCUUCGCCCUGCUCUUCGUGGUCUCCUCAGGGAUAGGGGUCUUCUUCGCCAUCAAGGAGAGGAAUGCCGUCUCGUCCAAGGACUUCCUGGUCGGGGGCCGGCAGAUGACGUGUGUCCCGGUGGCCCUGUCCCUCACGGCCAGCUUCAUGUCGGCCGUCACCGUGCUGGGGGCUCCGGCCGACGUCUACCGUUUCGGGGCCUCCUACAUCCUGUACGCCAUCGCCUACACCUUCGUGGUGGUGGUGACUGCCGAGCUCUUCGUCCCGGUCUUCUACGCCUCAGGGAUCACCAGCACCUACGAGUACCUGGAGCUCCGGUUCUGCAGGAGUGUGCGUGUGAUGUCCACGCUGCUCUACCUGGUGCAGACAAUUCUUUACACAGGAGUAGUGGUGUAUGCCCCGGCCCUGGCUCUCAACCAAGUGACAGGCUUCAACCUGUGGGGCUCUAUAGUGGCCACGGGCAUCGUGUGCACGUUCUACUGCACCUUGGGGGGGCUGAAGGCGGUGGUCUGGACAGAUGCCUUUCAGAUGGUGGUCAUGGUGAUGGGUUUCCUCUCCGUGCUGAUCCAGGGGGCCCAGAGUGUUGGGGGGGUGGAGGCCAUGUGGAGCAAGGCCCAGGCGGGGGGCCGGCUGGAUGUCUUUGACUUCGACCCCAACCCGCUGAGACGCCACACCUUCUGGACGCUGUCCAUCGGGGGCACCUUCACGUGGCUGGGCAUCUACGGGGUCAACCAGUCCGUCAUCCAGAGAUGCAUCUCCUGCAAGACCCAGACCCACGCCAGACUGGCGCUGUACCUCAACCUCCUGGGUCUGGUGGUCAUCCUGUGCUGCGCCGUGUUCUGCGGCCUCAUCAUGUAUGCCUUCUACGCCGACUGUGACCCGUGGUCCGCGGGGCGCGUGUCAGCCCCAGAUCAGCUCAUGCCUUACUUUGUGAUGGAGAUCCUGGGGGAGUUCCCCGGGCUGCCCGGGCUGUUUGUGGCGUGUGCCUUCAGUGGAACCCUCAGCACCGUGGCCGCCAGCAUCAACGCACUGGCCACGGUGACGUACGAGGACUUUGUGAAGCACUGCUGGGCAAAUCUCUCCAACACAGCCACCACCUGGACCAUCAAAGGCCUUUGUGUCAUCUUUGGAAUAGCCUGCACCUCCAUGGCAGUAGUGGCCUCCUACAUGGGAGGAAUCGUUCAGGCGGCUCUCAGCAUCCAUGGGAUGUGUGGGGGCCCCAUGCUGGGAAUGUUCUCCCUCGGCAUCCUGUUUCCCUGCGCCAACUCUAAGGGCGCCAUCGGAGGGUUUAUCGCCGGAAUUGCCGUGGCCUUCUGGGCCGGGAUUGGCGCCUUUAUCUACCCUGCCCCGCCCUUCAACUCAAGGCCCUUACCCCUGAUCACCGAUGGGUGUCCAUGGCUCAACUCAUCCAUCACCCCUGCCACCGACACACCCUUCCUCACCUCUCUCCCCCCCAGGCCGCCCCUGGCUGACUCCUGGUACUCCUUGUCCUAUCUGUACCUCAGCGCCGUGGGCUUCAUCACCACCCUCAGCGUUGGCCUGCUGAUCACCUCCCUCACCGGAUUCAACAAGGGCAAUAAUGUGGAUCCACUGCUCGUGAGGCCGGUGGGAAAUCUGUUCUGCUUCUGGUCCGAGAGGGGAAAGCAAAUGUGCUGGGGGGGUGCCGAAGCUAAACCCCGAGAGCAGGAGCCCAAAUGUACGGACCCAAAGGACGAGGGGCAGAGCAGCAAAGCGAUGGGAGAGGAGUGGCUGGAGACCACACGGACGGGCGCUCCCGACGGGGAGGAGAAGUGUUACUCCAACGCAGGGUUUGUCUCAGAGACACACUCCUUUUAAACGGGACAAAUGCCCUCUGGCAAAGAACCUGGAAAUACGUUAUUUAAUAUGACCCGUUCAGUUUGGUCCCAUGCGUGGGACAUGCGAUGUGAUGAAAGACUCUUUCAAGAAAAACAUUCAUAAUUCAAUAAAAGAAUAUAAACAAGUAAUAUUCAAACAACUUUAUUACAUCCGUUUCAUACAGUUUCUGUUUCAAUAUGUAUUUUAUUUAUUCAUUUUUUACAUGUAAACAGUAACAUAGUUAACAAUGUUAUUGAUACAUGCCAUCUCACAACUGUUACUGUAUAACAACAUCGUAUUAUACAACAGAAUUAUUUAUGGUCAUGAUCAUGAUGUAGUUUUUUCGAAUAACUAUUCUACCUUCUCGACAACAAUCCUACAUUCUUACUUCAAUUGCAGAAAUAGAGUUAAAGAACAUAAAUGUCCAGUCUUUGCCAAGACCAUUAUGUGCAAGUCCACGCUUAUAUUACUUUGAAUACCAUUCUCUGAUUCUGCUAUUGCCAACGCUGGAGGGAGUGUAACAAUACCCUUUCAUUGCUUCCAUAUGCUUCUUGAAAAGGGUGAGCUGGUGCAUUGAGCACAAAGCCAGUAGCAGAUCAAAGUAUUACAGAGGAGAGAGCGAGAGCCAACCUCACAGUCUUCAGAAUAUAUCUAUAUUCCUUACAUAUUGUAACCCCUUCACAAAAGAUAAUAUAUUUAAUUUAUUUAAAAUUUUGUUUGCACUGGAAGACGAGUGUUGUGAACCAUUUAAAGUGACCUCUCAAAUAUAAAGCCAGCAGCCUUUGUUGAGGAUUCUCUAUUAAAAAGAGUCUUCCGAGCAUUAACAACAAAUGAAAAGUUUAUACAUAAGUGGUCCUAAAGAUCAACAGAAGAUCAAAGAUCAAAUCAUUUUCACAAGUUCAAAUCAGACACAAGCCAUGCAUACGAAACGUGGGACGAAGGUAGGAGGACAUUUGCACUUGUUCUCUGAAAUCUAAAAAGGCAUCUGAAAUAUCUCAUGACUGCAGCGAUUCAUUUAUUACAACAUGCAUAGAUUUUCGAAAAGUCACAAACCGAGGAACAUACAGUUGACGCCGGCCUAGGCUCACAACCUGUCCUUCAUUUCCUUCCUUCUGAAGUGUGGGCAGAAUGUGUAAGAAAUCACAAAUGGCAAAUAUAACCCAGGAAGUGUAUGUUUGUGAUGCGGUCCCGCCUCAGAGGACCAGGGGGAUGUCGUUACGUCUGUGAGGCUAUGUGUCGUUAGAUUUGAUCGUUCAUGAUGAUUAUUAUAUAGUUGACAAUGUAUGAAGUGUGAUUUGAAUUGGAAGUAGUAAACAUCAUUUGAAUAAGUAACAACCAUUUGUCAGUGAGUUUUUAUCAAUAAAGCUGUGGAUUAUUCAUGCAGAUGCAUUUCAUGGUUCUAAACCCCUGAAGGAUGGCAAGGUACCAUGAGGCUGGGAGAGAGCACCAUGCACAAUGGCUGCACUCAAGCCAUCCAUAGGAAACCAUGGUGUUCAUGAUGAAUAUGUACACCAAAAUAAGGACAACAAGACAUAAUGGGCUAAUGAUCACAUUUAAAUAAAUUACGCGAUGACAUCAUAUGAUAAGGAAACCAAAUUUGAAGUCAUAGGAACAAAGUAAAAUGCCUGUAACUUUAACAUAUGAAAUGACUUUCUCUUUACGGUCACUUCCAUUGAA
Molecule: messenger RNA, 4959 nt
Organism: Gadus chalcogrammus (walleye pollock)
Lineage: Eukaryota; Metazoa; Chordata; Actinopteri; Gadiformes; Gadidae
Gene: slc5a12
Product: solute carrier family 5 member 12
Exons: 15
Coding region: 1396-3282 (628 amino acids)
Biological process (GO): transmembrane transport; sodium ion transport
Cellular component (GO): membrane
Molecular function (GO): symporter activity
Source: RefSeq, a predicted model, not a curated record